Messenger RNA from Dunckerocampus dactyliophorus (ringed pipefish), 18978 nucleotides. RefSeq lists its product as uncharacterized. Gene Ontology annotation, biological process: protein transport to vacuole involved in ubiquitin-dependent protein catabolic process via the multivesicular body sorting pathway. Gene Ontology annotation, cellular component: ESCRT-0 complex. The record is from RefSeq and is a predicted model, not a curated record. The coding region runs from base 268 to 2889 and encodes 873 amino acids. The transcript has 14 exons. NCBI's taxonomy places the organism in Eukaryota, Metazoa, Chordata, Actinopteri, Syngnathiformes, Syngnathidae. Gene Ontology annotation, molecular function: protein binding.
AAUGGCGGAACUGGAAGCCUAUUGAAGCUCGUUGUUGCUUAUUAAAGCUUGUUGACGCAGUAGAAACCCAACACAACUAGUUCCAAGGAAUUCUAAGUAGUUCCGUGGGGAUACAGCGAGGCUUUCGGCAUUAGAAGUGUUUGGAAUCUGUCCCGUUGUUAGCCUCUGAAACCAAACAAGCCAGGCGGAGUCUCUUUGGACCCAAAGUUGACGUCGUCCUCUUCAACUUGCCGCGACAUCGGUACCGACACCGACUUGACAAGCGACAUGGCCGAGGCUCGGCCAGAGGAAGAGGAGAACAUGAGGAGGAAUACUGGCGAACAAGUGAUCCGACGCCAGCCCAACAGCACCGAAGGUCGUCCUGACAGGAGGAAGCCAGAGAAUCGUCUCAGCCAAGGUCCACUGUGGUCCCUGAAAGCAGCCAUCAAGAAAACCACCAGCAGGUCCACGUCUUUCUCCGAGACACCGCGAGACAGAAACCGUGACGGAGACAGGAGGGGCUCUCGUGCCAGGCGACCGGAUAUCACCAUUUUGUCAGCUGAACCGCUCCCCUCCACUUCCUGGUUCCCGCCUCCUCCUCCUCCGGCUGCACAAAUCUGGGGGCCGACAAUUCCGCCGUCCGUACAGCCUCCACCCUCCUAUGACGAGGUUAUCCGGGAGAAGACACAGGAACAGAGUAUCCACACGUCCUCAGCCAUCACAUCCCAUCCAGCCUUUAGGACCAUCAUCUCCACCCAGACGGACGCUGGAUCGCCUCCUGACGUUCAGGAAUCUCCAGUGGGGCACGACAAACCGCUGCGGCCACCGCUCCCCAGCACUGUGUCUCAAGAUGGCAUCAGCUCGCCUUUGACUCCAAUUUCUGAAGGGUGCAAAUCAGAGCAGCUACCUGCAUUUGAUGCAGAGACGCCGAGUGCCAAGCCCCCUCUAAACGAAGUGGAGCACCCUAGGCCACGUCCUCGAUCCAGGCUCCCGGUAACCCCUGUUAGCAACGAGGUCAAGGUUCAGACUUUGGUCAAACUGCGUGAGGACGGAUUGGCCACACUCGCUGCCCGUGCUAGUGCUAACGUCAGCAAACAGGACGUGAUUCAGGGUAAAUACUUUCAAGAGCUGCUGGAGGCCUUCAGCGCUGACGACUGGGGCUUCCCUGAGUGCCCAGGUGACGACAGUGGUCUCAGCCAGUCAGAGGAGGACGAGGAAGAGAAGGACAUGGCGGCCCUCAAGGCCAGGAUCCAGACCUUUGAGCAGCAGCAGGUGGGGCUUGAUAACGAGAAGGUUGACGGAAAGAAACCAGAACCAAGACCACGCCCUCGUCUCCAAGGACAAUCUGCCAAAAUGCUUCCACCGACCGUCGCCCCAAAACCCAAAAGCCUCCUUAAAGCCCCGCAGGUAGUUGACACUCUGUCAACUGAAGGUACUCCAGAGGAACUGAACCCCCAACCAGUCCCAGAGUCCGUGCCACCUUCCCCUGCACCCAUUCCAUCCCCCAGGCUCCCACCGACGCAACUCACCCUCUCACCAAGUGAGACUCAUUCCACAGACAAAGAUCCAUCCAGACCACCAAUCCCACUGCGAACCGUGGCUCCAGCUCAUGAUAAAGCCGGCGCGGGUGGAAACGUGACCCCAGCACGGCCUCCCAGACCCUCCAUGCAGGUCAUCAGGGGGGCGCAGACAACAAACACCCUGAAGCUAACAGGCCCCACUCCGGAACCCACUGCAGUCCCUUCCACAGCUCUUGUCCACGCCAGAUCACCGCCCCCGGCCCUAACGAAGGCUGACAGUAUCUCCCAGCCUCCCCUCCCCCCUCGGCCUUCAAGUGUGAAGUCCCUCCCCCCCAGGCCUCCACCCAUGAAAUCUGUCCCUGCCCGGCCGCCCCCUCCCGCCAGCGUCUCAUCCGUCAGCCAGCCCCCGCAAGCACCAUCCAAUCAGAUGCAGGGUCAAAGGGUGUCAAAGAAAGGGCCACCUCUGCCCCCCCGCCCUAAUCCUGGACACCCCCUCUUUAACAGCUGCAUGCCAGCAACACACUCAAAGGAUACGGAUAACAAACAUGAGUCCAAAGUACCCCACUGUCAAACUGGCAUGUCCCAGAAACAGGAAGUCCUCAUCAUCCUGGACGACCCCCCGCCGGCACACUGUCUCAUGGACCUGCACGUGCUGCCCCCAGUAGAACUAUCAAAGCCUGCUUUGGAGAGUGUCAAACCGUCAGAGUGGCCAACCAUGCAGAAACAUCCAGAACCGCCCCCCAUCAGCGGCCCUCGCUGUGUUGCCUUGUUUGACUUCAAGGGAAUUCAGGACGACGAGCUGACCUUCUCCCAGGGUGAUGUCAUCAGCCUCCUGGAGCUCAUCGGGACGGAGUGGGGGCGGGGCCAGAUAUCCGGGCGUGUCGGGCUUUUCCCCCUGAGCUUCACUCGAGUCACAGAGCCCAUCCUAACGGAGGGCUCGGGGAAGCCACCGUUGGCACGCGAGGGGGUGAUAGAAAGUCCAGCAGCACCACAGUCCUCAAAAGAAACGCAGGUGGACGAGUGGGUGGUGGCGCUCUUUGAUUUCCCUGCUCAGACCGCAGAGGAUCUGUCCUUCCACAAGGGAGCGCUCAUCCAGGUGACCCAGCACGUGGACUUAGAGUGGAGGAGGGGGAGACUGGAUGGGAGGGAGGGGCUUUAUCCAGCCGCCUUCACGCAGGCCUGCCAGGCUCAGCCAAUUCCAAAGCAGGAGUCAGCAGAAAGAGGCGUGGCCAAAGCUCUGUUUGCGUUCACAGCCAAGAGCGGGGACGAACUCACAGUGAAGGCUGGUGACAUCAUCACUUUGGUGGAGCCUGUGGACGAGCAGUGGAUUGUGGGAGUUGUGGGCAGCCGGCGUGGAUUGGUGCCCAAAAACUACAUUUGCCUUCUUUGAUCGGUGGAAGGUGCUUAAAGUGGAAUAGUCGGGGGUUGUUCACACGUGAGUGAAGUCCACACGAUAUUUCACUCCUUUCUGUUAAAACUAAAACACACCUUCUUGAAUCCAACAACAACAAAGGCCUUUGACAAGACUCUUUGGAUGAAAGAUCGUGUUCUUGUUUGGUUCCAUUGAGUGUCCAACAAGUUCAUGUAAGAAUCCACUUAGUGCUUCUGAACAUUCAAAUGACUUUUCUGUGAGGCUGUGUCACGGCUCGGUGACCUGCAUUGUCAUGGCAACAUGAUGUACACAACCUUAUUCCUGUGACAUUAGCGCUAAGAUGCUAGAUACGCAAGACCUCUUUUGAUAAAACAAACAUUCCAGCUUUUAACUCAGAAUAAAAUGAUGAAAAAAUUACUUGACCUUGACUGUUAGCAUUUUCAUUUUUCGGCCUUGUUCACAUGACAAUGGGCAUUUGCACACGAUUGCACAUUCUUCCCCACUCUGGUGUUAAAAAAAAUAACCACCCAAACCAGUGGCAUCUAAAAAAAAUCCCCCCACAUAAAAGCACAUUAAUCGGAUGUUGUAAUUUGUCGUAAUUUGUCCAAUCAGAUGCCUGAAAAAGCAAUCACUUGGUCGUGCAUUUUAACACCUCUGUUCAUCGACAUAAAGAGUGUCCCUAAAGUCUGGACAUAUAAUAUACAUGUAUAAUAUACAUACAUUAUAUGAAAAAAAUGUUUCAUUUCAUUAAUUACAUUCAUGGAGUCAUAAAUUACAGAUAAUUAUUUUUAAAAAUAUUAAAAAUAAUAAAGAUUCUUUGUCAAAUUUUCAUUUGAUUUGCAAUAUAUAUUAGAUUUUGUUGUGACAGAUUUUUUCUCUCCAUUUCUUUUGCAGAAAUCCCAUUUCAUUCACCAUAAUAACUUAAAAAUAUGUGAUGAUAAAGCACAAAAUGUUAGCUCAAUACAGUACACAACUGCAUAAAAAUACUGAAUACAGUACACAGUGAGGUUUAAAUGGCCGAGCGCUUUUGUUUGCACCUUGUGCAAACCAUUCCUCCUUGUGCAAACCAUUCCUCCACCAUUCCUGCUGGAGGCACCACAUCCACAGGAAAGGAACAAGUCAGCCACUUGCAAGUCUUUGUUUGCAAGUUUAAAGCAUCAGCUUGCAUCAUCAAUUCCAUCAAAAUCGUCAUUGUUCAUUAUUUCAUGAGUGGUGAGAUGUUACGAUUUAAAAUGCUUUAAUCAAGUGUGUGAGGCAUAUACUGUACAUAAGCUUGACAAUUUUUAAGCAGUUUAAUUUGUAACUGUGAAGACUAUAGACAUUUUUUGUGUUCAAUCUUUUAUUUAAAAUGAAUGUUCUUAUGUUCUUAUGACACAAGCCAAAAAGUUCAGUUUUAUCAUCCAGACUGAAUUUUUUUUUUCCGCACCGGCCAAGUGCAUUUUCCAAAAGCUCAGUUUUUAGGGACAAAAAUCUACAUUUGUGUGUGGAUGGAUAGGAAAAAUGUAUAGAAUAUACUGUGACGGUGCACGUCCACCGCUAAAUACCGGCACUACAUUUACACGUAUACAUGCACGCACGCACGUGUCGCCAUCCCAUUCAUUACACUACAAACAGACUCAACGUCUCUGGCGUAUGUGCGUACGUGCAUGUGUAUGUGUAAAUGUAGUGCUCUGUAGUUAGUGAUGAAUGUAGUCACGUGCCUUUUUAAAAUGUCGAUAUUUGUAUGGUCAAAGCCGUAGUUUCUCCUUCAAAACAAAUUUUCAUCCAUUCAUCUUCUUCCGCUUAUGUGGGGUCGGGUCACAGGGGCAGCAGCCUAAGCAGAGAAGCCCAGACUUCAAAACUACUGGGGGAUCUUGAGCAGUUCCCAGGCCAACUGAGAGACGUAGUCUCUCCAAAGUGUCCUGGGUCUUUUUCAAGGAUCUCAUCCACCCCCGGCGCCCUGCCACUGAAGAACUUUUUGAUCAUCUUGACAACCUCAGCUAUGCUGACAGCUGAGACCACCUCUAUGGGCGGUCGAUGAGGCACUGCUUCCUCAUUGGAAAACAUGUCGGUCGGAUUGAGGAGGUCUUCAAAGCAUUCCUUGAGUCCUGAGUUGAGAUCAGCAGCACACCAGCCCCACCAUAAAUGGCGCUGAAGUGCACUGCUGCCCCCUCCUGAGACGACGGAUGAUCUGAUCGGCAGCCUCAACAAUAGAGGCAUGGAACAUGGCCCACAAUGAACCGCUGUUUGGCGCAUAAGUGCAAAAGGUCAGGACCCAUCACCCCACCCAAAGACGGAGGGAGACAACCCUCUCGUUUACUCGGUUAAACUCCAACGUACAGGCACUGAGCCGGGCUUCGAGGUGAGUCUGACUAUACUGUAUCUAGCCGGAACUUCUCAAACUCGCGCACCAAAGAGGUGAAAUUCCACGCACCUAGAGCUAGCUUCUGCAACCGAGGAUCGCACCGCAAAGGUCCCUGUUUUCCGCUGCCACCCAUCUCAGACUGCACCCGACCCCUUUGGCCCCUCCCAUGAGUGGUGAGCCCAGCCACCAGGAACUCUCCAUCGACCCCCACCUCAGGCUUGGCUCCAGAGGGAGGUCCCGGUGACGCGUGUCCGGGUGAGGGAAAACUUGGCCCAAUUUUGUUUUUCAUCAUUGGGGUCUUUUGAGCCACUCUUUGUCUGGUCCCUUCCUGAGGACCUUUUAGUUAUGGGUGGUCCUACCAAGGGUAUCAAAGCCUCUGACAACUUAGCUCCUAGGAUCAUUGAGUCACUCAAACUCCUCCACCACAAUAAGGUAGUAGCUCAAAAGAGGAGCCAAACUAAUUGAAAUAGUAAAAAAAAAAAAAAAAAAGAAAGAAAUAGAUGUUUUUACUGCAGUAGUUUUAUUUAAUUUCACAGUUGUCUUCAAUUUUAAAAUCAGGGUUUGGUCUUUGAACUCAUCAUAUCACAUCAUGUGGUUAAAAUGUCCUCACCCCACUGGGACUUUUAAAUUUUUUUUUUUGCCUAAAAGCUCUUUAGGGUGAGCAGUUAUGGAAAAGAUCGGGCUAAAAACACACAAAUGCAAUUUGUCAUGAACAGUUCAUGAUUCUUUUCGGAAAAAAACAUCUCAGGUCAUUUCUAGUUCAUCUACUGCACUUGAUGGAAAACAUUGACAAGGCAUGAUGAUGAUCUCUCUCUCUCUCACACACACACACACACACACACACACACAUUGGCCCACUGAAAGCCAAAUGGGUCAAGUGUUUCCAAAGUGGACACUUCAUUGUUGAAGUUUUAUAAUACUUUUUUCACCUAUUUGUGGCCAUCAAGCUAAGUGAAAGCAGGCUUUUAGCAUAUGGCUAACACAAGGCUCCUUUCGGCUGAGAGAAAACUGCUAAAAAUUAAGACGACUGGGUUGAUCGCAGGCAAGUGGGCGAGAGCCGCUGGUGAAUGCGAGCUAGCAUGCCAAGUUCUUCAUCGGUGGCUCUGGCCCAAAGGUCAAGGCCAUGGAGAGGUGGUGCUAGGUUCAAAUGUCAUAAGACUGCAUUGGGCAGGAAAAAAAGAAAUCAAGUCACUCAUUUAAAGCUCCUUACUUGUCUUCCUGUACCUUAAUAACAGACAGACGGCAUGAUGGCUUGGGUGAUGAUGUCAUGAUACCAUUAUUAAAUAACACCUCCAUUUUUUUGUAUUGGCUCACUGACCGUUGUGUUUUUUUUCCUAAGCUGCUACGUUUUCCUACUUCACAACAGACACGUGACGGCUAACUUAUACAACAGAUUGUGUCUCAAAUGGAAUACUUCCAUCAGUACACUUCAAUAAUCACACUGUGUACACUGUGUACUUAGUUCCUGAGUGUGUGAAUUUUGACAGUGUAGUGCUGUCCCCUCUGGAUUACUGUUACCUUUUGCUGGAAAUGACAGUUCUGCUUUUUCCCUCAUUUAGAAGUUUGGAAAGUAGUUCUUCCCUUUUCGCUACAUAUAGCCACGAUGUCGAUGAUUGAGGGUGUUAGCACUGCACUCACCAUUUCCACCGUUUUGAGUGCUACAUCUGGGUACUGACAGUGCACUGCAUUUUGCCCUACUUCUCAGUGUGAACGCACUGCUGCACUCCCAAAAAGUGUAAGUAUGAAAGUACACCAAUUAAGACACAGCAUUCAUCUUGUUGGAUCAAGGCAAAAAGCUUUUGGAAACUGGAAAUAUUGACUAAUCACUCGUGUUGAAGUGUCCCAAACCCUGUAUGGAUCAAUGUAGGCAGGCACAGUGUUUAUGACCUCAGUUUGGGAGAUGUGGGUGGGGGUGUCACCAAUACAAAAAGAAGGUUGGAGUGUUUUCCCAGAAAAGGUGGAAGACAUUGAGGUUGCACGGAAAGUUUGCAGGACCAUGUUUGAAGUAUUCCAAGCCGGUGAGAUCCUAUUCCUGAUGCCGCAGCAGGACUUCCUCCUCAUUGGUCUGGAUGCUGACAUUCCCAAAAUACUGGAUUAUAAUCCAUUUGAGCAGUGGGAAAUGGUUAAAAUUGGAUCAAGUUCAACUCAAGGAUGUGGAAAAGUUGCUUUAACAAAAGGACAAGUUGUGGUCCACUUGGGAGCUUGGUGGUCUUCUAGACCAGUGGGGAAGGAACCUGUUUAGUUUCCAACACCGGAGAUUCCUGUUCUGUGUCCUCGCCGGCAGCCUCUUCAUUGCUGGAGUCAAUGGGAGCGUCAUCCUGCAUGAGCGGACAGAAGUAAAGAUGGAGGACAACUUCAUACUUGGACGAGUAAGGUAUGGCUGAUAGCUCACCGUCACCCAAGGGUGUGAGAGAACCUCCUCUGCUGUGAAGCGAGCAUCCACAUUCACCUGCAGCAUCUGACUGAUCAGCAUCUGAGGAAGAAGCACGGAGUGCAGGACUGCUGUCAGAUAUGCAAGACUAACUUCUGGACUCUUAAAUGUCACCUUGGCAGGCAGGCUGAUUGUGUCCCAGUCUGGAGAUGGGAACUCAAGCUUCCCUUGGAGGAUCUGAUCAAACAGUUCCUCUUGGACAUUGUUCUCGCUGAGGAAGACCAGGAUGGACAAAGUUACACACUUUAGAUUUUUGUCUUCUUCCUGUUGUGGAUGUCGACCAAUCAACACACUGCUCUGUGGCUAGCCCCCCGCCUCACUGACCUUCUGAAUGGUGGGAAUCCACAAAGCAGGAUGUAGGUAAUGAUGCCUGCCGCCCAGAUGUCCACCUUCAGACCGUAACUGCACGCACAGAAGCAGAUGAAUGCUAAUGCUACCUUUUUAAGGUAAUAACUGUGCUCACUUCCUGCUUGCUCUCACCCGCUCUCAGCGAUGAUCUCCGGGGCGACGUAGGUGGGCGUUCCACACACGGUGUAGAGCGGCCCCUCCACCACUGUGGCCAAGCCGAAGUCUCCCAGUUUGAGAGACUUGGUGCCGUCUGGAUACUCGCACACCUGCCGAGCACAAACACGCCAUUAGGCAGUGACGACAGCGGUGGGGAGAUACGCCGUCUGACUCCUACCAGCAGGUUCUCUGGCUUGAUGUCUCGGUGCACAAUGUUCAUCCUGUGCAGAUACUUGAUGGCUCCAGCCAGGUUGAAGACCAUGGCGCUGGCGUCGUGCUCGCUAUACUUGGUGGACGACGUGAUGGCGUCAAAAAGGUCGCCACCCUGAGAGGUGCAGGAAAAUCCUAACUUUGUUCUGACACUUUUUUUUAUCACAGAAGUGAGAAGAUGAAGAUGAAGACCUUGACGAGCUCCAUGACCAGGAACAGCUGAGAGGGUGUUUCGUCCACCUCGAUGAGCUGGAUGAUGCUGGGAUGUCGAACCCUACGUAGGACUGCCACCUCGUUCUCUAUCAGGUGCUCCUGUUGGCACGCUCAUGUGACUUAUUACGUCUGCAUCCACCACAGUGCACCUCUGCUACGUGGCGUACUACAUUACCUUCCCGCAGCAGCGAGCUUUGUCGAUGAUCUUCAGAGCAAACUCCUGUCCAGUGGAUCUGAGGGGAGCAUCAGAACUAAGAAAAAGUUCUUAAAGGUUCAAGAGGGAUUACCUUUUACCUCUCGACACACUCCUUCACCACCGCAAAGUUUCCGUCUCCGAUGACCUUCCCGAUUUUGUACUUGCUGCUGAUGAUGGACGACGACACCACCAGAUUUCCGUUCACUUGGAAGAGAAGUUUUUGUCUCAUCACACGAGUGGUGGACAAUGUUUUUAGUGGACAUUACCUUCAGCGUCACCUUCAAGAGCCACGUCAUCGGCCUGCUCCGCCUCGCCAUUGACGUCUGUGGAAGAAGUGCGACGAGGAGAAACCUGCGGAUGGAGCCGAGACUUUCAGUACGCAUUUGUGCUGAGAAUGAAGAAGAGCUGAAGAACCCACCUUUAGGCUGCGCCGUGUGCCGGGACUCGUGGGCGAGGGGCUGGACCUGGACGACCUUGCCUGCGAUCCCGACGCUUCAUUGGCUGAUGAGGACAGUAGAGGAGUCAACGUACUGGCUGAUAAUGAUCUGACACUAGGGGGGGACGUUGAGGCUCAUCUGACCUCUGAAGACCCUACAGGUCAUGAUGUCUCACCUGAUCCCGGCGAUCUGGACUGAGCCCCUGCUUUGGCUGAAGCCUUGGAGGAGGACAAGCCGGAGCCGCUGGGGAUCUUGGGAGGUGUUGUCCUCUGAGACGCGGCGGGACGAGAUCCUUUAACUCGGCACUCUGCAGCGGGACAGAAUUUUAUUCGUCUACCUGCGCGCUAGGAAAGCGUGUGUUUGCUCUUGUGCUCUUCUUUUGUGUGGCACCACUCUUGACAUCCCACUUUUAUUCUGUGGACAUUUUGACUUGUCCACUCAAAAAAUACUUGAAUGAGUCCUUUUACCACAUUAGACUGUGUGUGUGUGUGUGUGUUUGCUAUUGUCUUUAGUUUGACUGUGGUUUUCCAGACCAGACUGUGCUGCAUGUUGUGCAAAACUGCAGGUGGCCUAGAAGCAAUCAAUGACACAACAGAUGAUGCCUUAGCCUGGCUUGACUUCAUUCUUACUCUGCAUAUGUCAUACGUUAAGAAGAAGAUUGUCUUUAGAUAUUUGCGUGGCACCUCUCUUGACAUCCCACUUUUAUUGUGGGGACAUAUUUACUUGCACUCAGGAAAUAUGUUACAAUGGACUCUUUUCACCUUAAUAAGCCUGGGAAGACUGUGUUUUCUCAUGUCUUUCUAUGUGUAGCACCACUCAAGACAUCCCACUUUGCCUUGUUGGGACAUUUUGACAUGUCCACUCACGAAAAAUAUUAGGAUGAUCUUCUUUCGCCAUAUGAAAUUGUGUGCGUGUAUGCGUAUGCGUGUGUGUGUGUGAGAGACCAUUCACAAAGGCUGCCGUCUUGCCGCCGUGAGUGAGCACAAAGUCAUCCUGAGCGUAGCGAAACUUCUCCAGGCCACACGCCAUGAAGACGUCGUCAUCGCCGAAGAAGUCCUGCAGACAGGUGAGCUGCAUGCAUGCACACACACAGACACACACUUUUAGGUGCAUGAGCGUGCACGUGACUCAGAGAGCAGACGACAGCUGGCAAUGUGGAAAUCACAUGGUUGUCAGGAUCUUUGGGAUUAAAGGGACUGUUUGCAACCUAACUUUUGAACGUGCCUCAAGCAUGAUAUCUCCGCCCUGUUCCGGCUCUGAGCGUGUGAGCCACACCCCACAUAAUACACAUGCACGUGCAUUAUUAUGUUUGUUGUCAGCUAUUGCAAUUUGACUGAGUUUCGCAACUAAUGUUAGCAUGACAGCCAUGAACGCCAGUCAUCUUAUUCAGCCCGAAUCGAAGUGCCUGACAAGUUUGAUGCAGUUUCAUUUGUAAUCGUCAGUCUGUUAUUUUAAACCACUCUUUGUAACAUACGCCAGGCAGUGGUGGUGGUCUUGAAUUUGUUGUUUGAAAAAAAAACAUUGAGCCAGUUGCAAAAAGGCCCUUUAAAUGAAAGCGUCCGACUUUGAAAAAUUCAAAAGGAAGCUAUGUAUGUGUUUGUUCUCAGUGCGGGUUUUACUUUGGAAAACUGAAGAAUUUCUGAAACACACCUCUGCUGAUCUCUUUUUCCCUCCUUAUUGUCACUUCUUUUUUUUUUUGUCUCCACUGUCCUCAACCCUUUUCUCACACGUCUGUGGGCUUUCUGGAUGGCUAGUAACCAUGGUAACUAAUACUGUAGUGUCAGAGAUAGGACACACACACACACACACACACACACACACACACACUCCUGUCUUGUUUCACUUCAGAGCUGCCCAGAGAAUAAGAGUUCAUUAAGCGACACUGCUGCCUUCAAAAUAAAAGCCUGGCUGUACUGUUGUUCAUAGAUGCCUGAUAGUUGGGCAACUUGGUAGCUUUUAUUUGGAAGGUACUGUGCACUCUCAUUGCUUUUAUUUUUCUAAGGUUGCUGUGGGAACGGCUGAGUGGCUUUGUUCGACCUGUGUGUGUUUGUGUGAAACAUGGACGGCGUGUGUGUGUGUGUGUGUGUGUGUGUGAGACGUGUUUGAAUCUGUGCUGCAUUCACUGACUGUACCCGCCGUCGGUCACUUUGAUAACUCUUUUUCUUCUGCUGUCAAGGUGUUAAAAAUAGCUUCCUGUGAUGUGUUUGAGCAUCCUGUCACAACGUUUUUCACGCAGAAGAAAAAAAAUGUUUUUUGACUUUUUUGUUUCCCAGGAUGGAAGCAGAGCUCACCUGUUUUCCAUCCAGUGUGUAGAGCUUCUUCACGGCUCCAGAGUCCAGCUUGAUGGCCUCGGUUAUGUCGGCCAGCACUUGUUGGAAGGAGUGUGCCGUCUUCUUGUUCAGGAGGAUCCGUACCGCCUUGCGAGGCUUCACACCGCUGCGGAUCACCGUCACCAAUUUGGGUUUGAUGAAGUCUUUGCUCUCUCUGCUCUCUCGGCCUUCUGGACGCUCUUUGGCACACCCGGCAGCGUUGGCGGCCGGACCCCCAGCAGGCGUGCCGGAGGGCCUGCUUGACCCCGCCGUGCCGCCUCCGGAACUGGCGCCGGGUUUCCAGCUCGGGAUGGAGAUCUUUGUGUAGUCAACUUUGCGGUAAGGCUCGUUGGAGGCACACACGUAACACUGGCCUGAGACACACAGAAGAUGCACAACAGUCAGUUCACUUAACCUUUUCCAUUGGGAAGAUGCUUUGACAAGGCGUGAUGUUGUUUAACUGCACGUUUUGUGAGUAUAAUACCGUAUGCCUGUAAUUGUUUCUUAAUGUGUGAGUUUAAAAUGUGAGGCAUAUUACAGGGUUUACAAUAUCAGCAAUAGGCAUUUUUAGGGCUUUUUAUGGGUACGUCUAUUAUUUGCAUUUUUCGUACAAUUCAUCCAUGGGGUGGCACAGAGGAUCAGCUUUAUCUGCUUCAUGUCACAACUGAUGCAUCUGUCUUUUAAUGCUUCUCUGUCUGUGCACUUUCCCUACAUUACUGCUCAUUAGCAGACUUUAUGGUCAUCAAUAUUGAUGCUUAAUGAAGGACACAUGGUCUGCACGGCUUUUUCAUGUCUAUAACGUAAGAGCGUGACUUUGUUCAAAUCAAAUCUAGAUUUUGGUCUGAGACAGAAAAGAUGUGUCGUACCUUCCAGCAGCUCGUCCAUGCUGCUGAUCUUCCUGCUGCCGUCGAUGGUGUAGAUGGUCCUCACUCCUUGCGGCAGGUGCAGGUUGUCAGCCAGAGAGCGGGUCAGCUCCAUGAGCAACGCGUCGUAUGAGCGGAAGCGGUCGCUCGAGACGGCGUAGACUAGCCCCUUGAAGUAGCGGUCUCCAUUGCGGUAGAAGCGCACCUUCUUGGCCCGCUUCUCCAAGGUGAGCGCCUGCAAGGUGCGGGUGCGGUAGUAGCUGCAGUUGGUGCUGUGCGCCGGGCUUGGAACCAGGCUGCUGGCCCGUGAACUCGGGCCUGACCCGCCGCCGGUCCCGCCGGAGGAGUCAUCUCGUUUAGCCCGGGUGGAGCGUCCUCGACGAACCUUGUCUCGUUCAUCAAAGUGCUCCAGCUCGAUGGUCUUACUCAGAGACAUGACAGCGUUGCGUCCAAAAGCACGGUCCCACUACUUGCCAUUCAUGAUGACUCACUGCAAGAAGCAAACACUGUGAAGUGGUCCAGCUUCCUGCUAGCAAAGAUGAGAUCAGGAUCUUCUAUGAAGACAUGUUCAACUUUGACGACAGAGAUGAUUUAAGGAUCCUGAUGAGUCCUAGUGACCCAAUCCCUGAAGCCUCCGCCAGUACAUCAAGUAACAAUUGUCCAGUUGGAUCCUUGUCCUGCCAUGUUAGCUCGUGUCAAGAGUAAAGCCUCGAGGUCAUACGUUGACUGCUGAGCUUGCUAGCAACCUGCAGCCUCCCUCAUCAGCAUCUCAAACCCAAAGUCCAGCUUUUGGUCCAGUAGUCCCCUUUGUGCAGCAAAGCUGCAAUACAAGGUCACACUGAAUGUGCUAAUCAGUGAACAUUAAAAAGCCACGGUGCUGCAUUAGACUCGUGAAUGCGGCUGAUCACAACCUGCAGACAGGAUUAGAACAAAAGCUGCAUGCAGUCUGCUUCAUCCAUGAGUGUGCAUGCAAGAGGGAGGCACCCACCAAUAAUGCUGCGGAACUGGUUUGUUGCUAUGGAGGUUUCCCCUUCCCUCCUCCCCGGUGCUCAGGUUCCGGUAUUUUCCGGCUGAUCUGGCGGCUGCAGAUGGAUUUGAUGGCGACGCCUGAGCCGAGUCAGGCUGCUAUGCGGCAUUUAGUGUGGCUUGUAGCGGGAUGCAUUGAGGCAGCAGCAGGAGGACGAAGAGGAGGAGGAGAGGAGACACCGGCGGAACAACGCUUCUUCUCCGCCUUCCCUCCAAGGCUGUCUCUCUCUCUCUCUCUUUUGUCUAGCGCGCUCAACCCCUCCCCCUAAUCUUGUCCCAUUUUAGCACUUAGCCAAUUAAAUCUUAAAAAUAACAAACACAGAGGCAAACAUGUGAAUUCAACAUCAUCUACUACAGUGACUCACUCUUUUCUGUUUUAGAAUGUUACAUUAUUAUAUCUAUUAUUUAUUAUAAUAAUCUUAUCCCAGUCUAAUGAAGGGUUGGAUGACAUCAGCUUGGCAUUUAGCUUUGCAACUAGCAUGGAUUUUUAUUCUUAUGUUAAAAGAGGGACGAUUAUCGUAGUUUAGCAUCAUGACUAGACAAUGAAACCUGACAGUCACUACAGUCUCUUCUAUUUGGGAUAACAGCCAGCGUCUUAAUAAAUCAAUAUAUCAUGUGACCACCAGUCAUUGCUACAUUUCUUUAGGAGAAUUAUCUUAUAUAUGUUUUUAGCAUGUGCCUUUACAAAACAUGCAAUUACACUAAAUGACUGAACUCAUCAAUAAAUGAUGCUAAAUGUCAAAAGUAGUAAACUGCUUGGCUCCAUUAGAGUCCUAAAUAUUUAAUGAAGCUGCUUAGCAUGUAAGUUUUGUCAUGAAGAAACGAUAAUAACUAGGAAAAUUCCCAUGUACAUUGUAAAUGGGCUGCUACCUGAUGCUAAAGCCUGGCCCAGCAUUUCACACCAACUUAGUGGCUGGACAGUAUCCCAACGAAACAGGAAUGCGAACAAUGCAAAUAGAUAGCAUGCUAGCAACCUACGUGGAUACCUUGUAAAAACAUGGGAACAUCUAUCAAACAAUUGCUAAAGUGCUAAAUGUCAAUGUGUAAUGCAAACUUCCAAAAUGCUAAAACACAUACAAUACCUAACAAUAGGUACUAUGUAAUGUCUUAAGUCCUAACUGCUACCUAUUUUAAUUUUGGCACAAUCCCAACUAUAUGGAAAUGUUAACAAUGCUAAUAGCUAGUAUGCUAGCAUUGUAUGUCUGUAUGUCUUGGCCUACCUAUCAAAUAUGUAAGGAACUACAAUACACAGUACCAAGGAGUCUAGAGUUAAAAUGGAUGUGUUGAGUGACACCCACUUCCGUAGUUUCGGGUUUGGCCGCCAUGAUGGUGAGCACAAUCCAGAAACAUUGCAUUGUAAACAUGUCUUCGGCACAGUUCUCAGCCAUUAAUUGCUCUGAUAGACGAUCCAAAAGACCAGAUUUGUCAUUUUUCAAGUUCCCCAAAAACAAAGACAGGUACGUGCCAUAAAAAUGUUGUACAUUUAUAACGCUGGUUGUUGUGAAUAAAGAGGACAGUGGAAGUGUAUAUUGGUUUAUUGUGUGGGUCUCACACACAAUAUAGCUUGAGGCUAAUUUGUUAGGCUAAUGAAAUUUCUGUUGUUUCUUAUGGACAUGAAAAAAUAACCAGAUUUAUAAAAAAAAUAUAUAAUUAAACAUGAUUAAUUAGUUAAUUACUUUGAUAGUAAGUAACUCUGGUUAAAAAAUGUUAAUAGAUAAGAUGUGAAUUAUCUUGGAGAUGAAUAAAGUAUCUCAGCAGUGGUCCUACAUACUGUAGCUUUCAUUUCAUCCGGAUGUUGGGAUCCUUCCCUUCGAAUGUGUUGAACUUGAAUUUCACUUUUGCCCACUUGCAAUCGCUAUGAUUUAAAUCUGCAUAUUAAUUUGAUCCCGAAUUGAAAUGGAAAGUUGAACAAACAUGAUAAAGAAGUAUCCAAAGUACAAAAAUACAUACAAGCAGCGAUAGUCUCAUUUUCUGGGGAAUCCCCACUCUCUCAUCCUGACGCGCACAUACAUUGGCAGGUUUUCACAGUGCGGGGAUUGGGACACUAAUACAAGUUAAACCUUCAAGAUAAAACACUCUUAAUACAUCAACAUAAUCGACAAACUUCAUAUAACUCACACGAAGCUAUGAAGAACUUCAUGCCGUGUCUACUUCCUUCCUUUCUGCUAUGACUGUGCGCUCUGUUCUACGAGGCGUUCAGAUACGCUCGUAAAUGUGAGUUUUGGGCGCUAAUUCGUUUUUCAUUUUUAUUCACGCACCUCCAGUGACAAUUGGCGUACGCCUGGGGGUACGGGUACCCCACUUUGGGAACAUAGGGAUUAGUGGAAUGGUAAUGAAUGAUGCCAUGUGUGGUCCUAUCCACACUUUCAGGUUAUUUUGUUAUAGAUAGACACUGUAUUCAUGUUUUUUUAAUACUGUUAUUGUUUAAUUCUGUACAUGCAACCAUAUUGUAUACUCAGUUCAGAGCUCGUGAAUACAUUGUACACUACUGUCCGCCUAGCCACGCCCACCUCUCUUGCUCACCGUCAUGACAGACUUUAUUCGCCAUAGCGUACUACACUCUGUUCAAUUCAUUUGCGUGGUAUAGUCACCCGUGUUUUAACGCUAGAGUCCUUGCACGGUACUUUGUUAAAUUAUGGCAGAAGUGGUGCAACAGCGCCAGUUCCUGGCACGAGGCAGCAUGUGCAGAUUGCUUCAGGAAAUGCCACUUGACCAGCACCGAGGGGAAUGCAACGUGGUGAGACACUUUUUGCACUGGGAUAAUUAAUGAUUUAAUGUGGAUUGUCUGUACAUGUUUAGUAUUUUACCUUGCAAGGCACGCAUGAUAACGUUCGUUAAUUCUUAUGAGCCCAGACUGUACUUUCAAGUGACAUUGUGCAGACAAAGGCAACUUCACACUGCAGGUCAAUUCUGCAGAUUUGUUUUGCUCAUGAGUGACCUGUAUUUUAUUUUUUUUUCAUGUCAGUGAGAACUCAAUUUCGAUUUUUUUCAAAUGCCACUCAGGCCUCAUUCGUAUGGUGAUAGAAUCUGAGCUACAGUAGAACUGUAAGGUCGAGCCGACCUACGCGUAAUAUCAAGGCGUGUUUUGGCGUGCUUGCCGAGACUUGGAUAAACGUACUCACCAAUGUAGGUAAAAAAUAUUAUCAUCCGAAAUUUUCAAAAAAAUGUCAGUGUCCCAACACUCCUAAAGAUGUGACAGCAAGUUCUCCACAAACUGCCUUAGACGAAAGUCUUGCCCUCUUUCUUUUUUAUCGUAAUUAUUAGGGUAAGAAAAUGCACAAAAUCCUUGAAAUUGCCACAAACGCUCUAAGGAGCGUAAAGCAUUUAACCGACAAUGGAACUGCAGUUCACCACAUUGGCUACAGUAGUGGACCGUCACAUCGACACUAUGUAUGUAUGCAUCUAUGUAUGUAUGUCUUUUCUAUCUGUGGAUGUCGCUGCGUAUGCAUGUACAGUAUAUCCCUGUCUUGUCGCGGUUUGGGCACAGCGCAAAGAGGCAACAUGGGUCCCCCUUCAAUGUUGGGGAAGGAGCCUGAGCUGGUGUGUGAGUUAGAGAAGUUCCAGCUAGAUAUAGUCGGACUCACCUCGACGAACGGCAAAGGCUCUUCCAAACAUCAGUUCAGAGUACCUACCCUUUUCGGAUUAUCCAGAGGGAAUACUGGAGAGUGCUCGCUUGGUGGUUUUCUUUGGUCUGCUGGGGGACCUCAGCACUCACAUUGGCAGCGACGGUAAGACUGAACCGCAGAAGUGCUUUGUUAUUGGACUUCUGUGCACAGAUGAAGCAUCAAUGAAGCAUCGAUGGGGGGAAAAAAUGGCGAAGAAGAAGAAGCCGGCAAACACCAACAAAGAAGUAGCAGCAGGAAGCCAUUGUGUUCAUCAGUUUCAACCAUGGACAGUGUGCGACGGCGCUCGAAAGUUUGGUUGAAAUUCUACAAGAAAAAAUGAACGGUCGGCACAAUGCAACAUUUAUCAUGCAAAGGAGGGUGCACCACUAACAUGAUUAAACAUCUCGGGAUUCACGGUGUACACAGUGCUCUCUUUUUGACACUAGGCCGGACUUCUUCCAAACAGUCAGGUAAGUAAAACAAUAAAUUAUGUUUUUCUUAUGCCAACAUUGAAGCAGCAAACAAAUGAUACUUUAUACUGCGAACUCAAAUAUACAGCUAAUGUAAGGCUGUGUACUUUUUCACAGACAAACGACCUGACGUUAACACUGGCUUUAGCCAGGAAGUUGACCAGACGCCGCCAAGUGUUACUCCAUUCACCGUACUUGAUUGAUAUUCUGCAUGCAGGUUAGUAGGAACUCAGUCACAUGGUUAAGUUCCACUUUGUCUAUUCUACAUCACAAGACAUUCUCCAGCACAUAAACAACAGGAUAUGUGGAAUAGUUUAUUCAUGAGGUUUUCAAAAAUAAAAAUCAUUUGUGAAAGUGUACUCCGAUGAAAAGACACUUCAAAACAUUGACGUUCAAUGGUUUGAUAUUUAUGUACUGAUUGAAAAUAGGCCUGUGAGAAAUUCAUAGUAAAGUCGUUCAUAAAAAGUUCAUAAAAAAAAAUCAUGGAGACAUUCAGACAUUUCAUUCAAGAACUUUCGUUAGCGCCCUCAUUUAAACCAUGCAAACUUUUACGACCCUACCUCUGAGCAGAAUCGUAAUCGAGAAUCGUUACAAACCAGAAUCGGAAUGAGAAUCGGAACCGGAAUCGCUCAAGUUCAAACGAUGGCCAACCCGACACGACGGACACAGAGUAACUUUUCAGUAAGCUCUGAGAAGCGCACACUGACUCACUGCAGGGGAUGAUUGGAUGAAGCAAAGGGACUUUCCACCUGAGAAGACGCCUCACUGGAGAAGUUCCCGUCGGAGGAGGAGAAAGGGGUCAACAAAAAGUGUAUGAAAGGAGCUGAUUUUCAUCGUUCAGGGCUCACUUUGAAUGGGUUCAUGAGGACACUACGUCGCCUCGAGCUGCAUUAAGAAUUGGAAUUUCCCCAGAUAUUGUUGGCUGAAGUAGAACAGAAGUGAAGCUUCUUUCUGUCUGACGAGCUGGGACUUUCAAUUUUGCUACGACUUCAGUGGCGCAACCAAGAGGAGGAAGGAGAGGAAGUUUACCAUCAAUGCGGCUCUCUCCCCGAACCAACCAAGUUGCAUCCGUCCAAGUUGCUGUCCAUCCAAUACGGAUGAUGAUGAUUUUCCCCUUUUGCAGUAAAUUAUUACUUCUGGAACUUUUCUCCUUAACCUCCAGGAUAUUUAUUGGGGCAAGGCUGCGAGAAGUGUUUUUAGAACAGGGGUCACAAAUGUGGUGCCCGUGGGCAACAUGUAGCCCCCCACGACCACAUGAGACCCCCCUCAAGCUUGCUUUUCAUUCAGGUUUUCAGUUAAUAAUGUGAGAAAACCAGAAAGAAAUGCAUUCUGAAAUACAAAAUGUGAGUUGUGGAUACCAGCAUUUUUUGAUAAUGUUCUGGUAAAACAAGCAUAUUCGCUUUGUUUGGGUUGAACUAAGCCAUGCAAAUAAAUGUUACAGAAAUGAGUAGCUCUUGGCCAUUUUCAUUUUGCAAAAGUAGCUCUCACAAGAACAAGCG